Messenger RNA from Diabrotica virgifera virgifera (western corn rootworm), 8597 nucleotides. RefSeq names its product RING finger and transmembrane domain-containing protein 2. Gene Ontology annotation, molecular function: ubiquitin protein ligase activity. The coding region runs from base 158 to 1492 and encodes 444 amino acids. Gene Ontology annotation, biological process: positive regulation of ERAD pathway. The record is from RefSeq and is a predicted model, not a curated record. NCBI's taxonomy places the organism in Eukaryota, Metazoa, Arthropoda, Insecta, Coleoptera, Chrysomelidae. The transcript has 3 exons.
UUGAAAAUAAAAUAAAUUGAAUGAGUAAUGACGAGAUACGCAUACGAGAUCAUUAUCAAAAAUUGUUAUAAACAGUUGUGAAAAACAUUGGCGUGAUAUAACAUUGUUUAGUAUUGUGUAUACGAUCUUUAGACUCCGCGUUUACUAAUGAACAAAAAUGUCAAGCAAUCCAAAUUCGAAUUUUCCUUUCCAUAGAAGCCAGUCAGCGGACUUAACUCAUCCUCAGCCCAGAACCUUCUUCCAAACAAACAGCAACAAUGUGUUACCCUCAAUCUCAGCCCCCGCUUCAUUCCAAAGACGAACUGUAGAAGGUGCAAGGCAGCUGAGGGACAGUUUAACCAGUGUCAUUAGGGAAAUAGAACCUCUUGUGGAGACUGCACGAUCAGUAAACGCUGGGGUUACUAAUUUUCUUAACAGACCGCAGUCUGAAGUUAACGUUUCUCGACCACCAGUGGAAACUAACAAUGACAGUUACUAUAUAAAUCUAGAAAUUGAACCCAGUAGGGAUCCCGAAGCUCCCCCUGUACAAGACAAUGAAAACUUUAAUAACACUGUUAACAACACGGAUAAUAACAACACAGAGGACUCAGAAAGAGCUCAGAACGUCGUGGAAGCUCAGCAGUUUAUUAAAGUGUUGUUAAAAUAUGUUCCUUUUGUUCUGAUAUUACUGGCGAAGACCCUUUAUGACUACCACGAAGGAAUUUUUAUUCUAGUAAUUUUAUUUAUAACUUUUGCUCAUACUAACUCUGCAGUUAAAAGAGAAACUGUUUUAAGGCAAAGAAGAAGUGUCGGUGUGCUUGCUAUGUCACUGUUGUACAUCGCAGUAUGUCUAAUAUUUAUUCAUUAUGUUUUCGCUGAUGAUCUACAUGAUUUUAAUGUAGUGCUGAAUUUGGUAUUGAUUCGAUCAUUUACUCAUACUCUGACUGUCUGGAACUUGUUAUGGAUAGUAACAAUAACAGAUUUUACUUUGAAACUGAUGACUGUAUCUAUUAAAAUAUUGUUAACUAUGUUGCCUGGGGUUAUUAUUGAUUUUAAAAAAAGGGGAAAAAUAUAUUUAUUCAUUGAAGCAAUAUCCCAAAUGUACCGAAGCAUUGCUACCAUUCAACCUUGGCUGUAUUACUUACUUGAAUCCUACCAGGGACCCGAGAAGAUAGUAGCCGUGUUCUUGUCUGCAUUUUAUAUGAUUUCUAAGGGAUCAGACUUGAUGUCCAGGGUUAAGUUACUCAAAGUGGCUUGUCUGAAGCUCCUACAGAAUGUUAGUAUAGGUUCAUCUCCCAGCAAAGAUCAAAUCCAAACAGCUGGAGACCAUUGCCCCAUCUGCCAUGACCAAUACGAUUCCCCAGUUCUACUCCAAUGCAGACAUAUCUUCUGUGAAAGCUGUGUCACCACUUGGUUUGAUAGGGAACAGACUUGCCCCCUUUGUAGAGCAAAGAUUGUUGAUGAUCCAUCUUGGAGGGAUGGUUCCACCUCAUAUUUUAUGCAGCUGUUUUGAGUCUAAUUGGUACAUACAUACAAUGGGAUGUGGUAUGGUUUUUAUUAGGAUUUAUGGGGACUAUAGUGUUUUUUGCACUAUUUUACGAUCUGUUGUGUGGUUUUAUUAAGCAACAAUGGGGACUAUAGUGUUUUUGCACUAUUUUAUCAUCUAUUUUGUGGUUUUAUUAUACAACUUAGUAAAUAGUGUUAUAUUGGUUCACUGACAUACUAAACAGUAAUAAAUAAUGUUAUUUUUGGAUAAUUAGUCUAUCAGUCACAUCAAAAUAGACUUAUUCUAUUAGAGAAUGCCAAAAACAGUAUAGUAACCCUUCAUUAAGAUCUAUAUACCAAUUAGACUAUUUCAGUUUCUGUUACUGUACUGAUUAUACAAGGUAGUUGUUAGAUAAGUUUAAAAUAACUUGUUGGGGUUACUAAAUCCAACAUAAUAGGGUUGUUAAAUCCAACUAUAGGCAGUUAAUAUGACAAUAUAUGUGUCUGCAAUAUAUCAUGUACGAGGGUCAUUCGCAAAAAAAGAUUCCCUAUGCCGCUGAGAAAGAGUGCGAUGUACUGGGAGAAAUCUGGCAACACUGUCUUACACAUCAACAUUCCCUCGUUGUUGGCCUUUGCUAUUUAGAGUUUUCAACACUUUCAUUGUUUUCUCUAUAUUUUAGAUUUUUUCGGUAUUGUUGUUCCUGAUAUCGUGUUUUAUUCUUUUAUUAUUUUAUUUAUUUAUUAUUUUACAUAUUAUGUCAAUAUUUAACAUUUUACAACAGUGGUUUUGCUCAUCUAAAGUCUUUUGAACCGUUUUAAUCUACCAAUGUUUGUGUUUAUCCCCCAUUAUCAAACUAGGUAAAGCAAAUAUAUGUUUUUUUUUAAUAAGCUGCCUCUAUUUGGAUAAUAAAUAUGUGUAAUCGGUUGUUGAUUACUUGGAAUAAUUUAAACUGAUAAAAUUCUAGAAUGUGUGAUUAUUAAACAAGGUUUAAUUUUUUUAGUGUUUUGUUUAAAAUGAUUAAAGAUACAAAUAUUUGUUCACUAUUUAAGAGUAAAUAGUAGCGCGUCAUCAAUAUUUUUGUUUUUCGAAAGUUCUGCGAACUUUCAACAGUGAGGUAAAAGUGCGGGCGUGCAUGAUUUGGACGCUAAAUUUAAAAUUCGACGCUGAAAAAUAAAAUUACCUGUUUCUGCAUACAUGAUUUGGACGCUGGGUCUAAUUGAAAUGUAAAUGGAAAGUCAGGUAAUAAAAUUCUAGAGAUUAAGCUUGAUAAGGUUUAUUUGUCACUUUGAAAUAAAUACGACAUACAUUUUACGAAAUGGUAUCGAUCGAUACAGUUAGUUUGAUACUCAUAUAUCCUGUCUCUAACGAACAUAAUCUUUUUUCUACUCUUUGGAUCUUUAAGUCUAUUACUUUCAUGGACACUAUUAAUUUUAAUGUAAGUUUCAGUUUGAAAAUUUUUUAAAACAUCAAUAAAAUGGAAAAUAUUUGGAUGAGCAUGGUAAAAAUUAUCAUUAAAACGCGAGUGGAACGAUUCACACUCGUGAUUAUGUUCUAGAUUAAUUCGGAUCACUAACUUUUCUGGCCCUUUCGUCAAUAUCUUCGCUUUACACGACCGUUUUACGCACCUCCAAUACGUUUCUCCCGAUUUUAGUACUUUAUCUUGAGAAAAAGUAAAACUGUUCACUUUGAGCAAAAUUUUACCACGAUUACUUACUAACGUUGAAAUUUCCAUAUUCACUAUUAGUUUAUAUUCCUGUCUAGUACAUGAGUUAUUGUAAAUAGACACAGGUUUAUGGAUUACAAACAAAUUACCAGUUUGUUUUUUGCGGGAAACGAAAGUAAUUAGUUUCGGUAGUACCGUAAAUAAAUUAUCGAUAUGUCAUCAGAUGUUACUAUACAGAAUGUCUCACCAAAUAAAUCCUAUUCUACCUCUUACUCUACAUCAGUGGAAUUUAUACAACCCGUUGGAUGUGCAUGAUUUGGACGCUAAAUUUAAAAGACCCAAAGGAGGAAGACCCAACCCUUCGGUCCUAACUUUACUUUCUGGCAGCGUCCAAAACACGGGUACUUUUAAGACCCUCAGGUACUUUAGCGUCGAAAACAUGCCCGCCCAAAAGUGCGUCGGUAAUUCGACACUGACAGUGACAUUUAUUGUACUAUCAAAAACAAUAAUUUUGCUCAUAGGGGCACUGAAUGUUGACGAGUCAGUCACGUUCGAUUUCUUGCUAUAGAAAAUCGAUUUUUAGUAGAUCCAAUGUGACACAAAAUCUAGGCAUGGGAUAAAAAAGUUUAUUUGAAGAAAGUGUAUUUUUUUUGUUCUUCUUAAUGGCGGUACAGGCUACUUUUUGCAAUAUUUUAUUUAGUUAUAGAGUAAUUUCCACAUACUAACACAUUUCUCAAAUUGGGCUUUGUACCGCCAUUCUUUAUUAUAUUACGAAUAUGUGUGCCAAAAAUCUCGACAAAAUAUUCAAAAUUACAGCUGCAAUCUUGGACCGCGUUUGUUGCUACCUGAUGAUCGCUACUGUUGCCUCUUAAUUCGUUAGUUGUUUGUUGUGCAAUCUCAGAAUACAGGGUGUCGAGAAACUCUCCCUAACAUACGAAGACCGGAGAUUCCUCAAAUAAUUCUAAGGCAAUUUAACCCAAUUCACUUAGUCCGAAAAUGCUUCCUAAGGGAGCUAGAGCUCUUUGAAGAUGGCGUCUUGUAAUUAGUUUUUUUUAAUACCUCUAGAACGAUUCUAUUUAGAAAAACUGAAACUGGUACGCCUAUUUUUCUUCGAGAGACAAAACGAUUCCAUUAAUUGCGAAUUUCUAGUAGCGGUCAUAGGCGUCUCUUUUGGGUAGGGCAACGAUUAUUUUAUCACAUAACUUUUUUGUCUUUAACUUUCAAGCAUUUUUGAUACUGGAUUAUUAAGUUGUGAGGUAUUGUCUGAAGGUACUCUUGCUUUAAAUUGGUAGGAUGCACCGUUUUCUAGAAAAAUUUAUUUGAAAAUUUUUCGUUUUUUUGAAUUGGAAAUAAAUUUGAAAAAAAAAAGAAUGUGUGUGUACUUUGUACACACGUAAGAAGUUAUACUUCUAUUAUAUGAUUUCAACGAAAUAAAUAUAUUUUCGAACAGUUUAUUUAUAUUUUAUUUAUAGAUUAAACUAAUUUUUACUUAGUAUUUUUCAAAAAAAUGUAUUAAAACAAUACCAAAAAAUAAUAAAAAAAAAAAAAUAGAAAACACCCGGAUUUGAACCGGGGACCGCUUGAUCUCCAGUCGAACGCUCUACCACUGAGCUAUACUCAUUUUGUUUGUGCGGGUGCGGACUACAAGAUUUCUCAGACAUAGUGUCAAAUAGACCAAGUGACGUAUAAAAAUAGAUACUUUAAAUAUUACUUAUUAUCUUAUUCCCGGUGGUAGACAAAAAAUCCAAAGAUACAAAAAUUAUAAUAAAUAUAUUUACUAAAAACACUAAUAUAUUCUUUCCACACCUUUUUUGGACUAAUACAUACAUAACUUAAAACAUUUAGCAACGAACUCCAUACUGUCUGUGUGCGCAUGCGCACAGAAUAAUAAAAAUUCACUCGCAAUCACGCCUAAAGAAGUUUAACUUCAAAAAUUUCAAAAAACAGAACGGUGUAUUUUACCGACUUAAAGCAAGAUAAACUUCUGGUCUAGAAUAUCUCAUAAUUUAAUAAUCUGGUGUCAAAAAUGCUUAAAAAUUAAAGACAAAAAAAUUAUGCAAUAAAAUAACCGUUGACCGGCCCAAACCGGACGCUUAUGACCGGUACUCUGGAAGAUAAAUAAAGAUACCAAUUUUCGUUUUUCUAAAUAGUUUUUUUUUUAAUUUUUUCAAAUUCAAAAAACGAAAAAUUUUCAAAUCUAUUUUUCUAGAAAUCCGUGUAUUCCAUCGAAUUAAAGCAAGAGUACCUUUUGGUACUAGAAUACCUCAAAAUUUAAUAAUCCAGUGUCAAAAAUGCUUAAACGUUAAAGACAAAAAAGUUAUGCGAUAAAAUAACCGUUGCCCUACCCAAAACGGACGCCUAUGACCAGUACUAGAAAUUUGAAAUUGAUGGAGUCGAUUUGUCUCUGGAACACAAAUAGGCGUACCAGUUUUUGUUUUUCUAAAUAUAAACGUGGUGGAGGUAUGUACAUAUUAAAAGAAGAAUGUGUGUGUACUUUGUACGCACAACAGUUUAUUUGUAUUUUAUUUAAAUAUUAAACUAACUUUCUUACCUACCACUUUUAAAUUUUUUUUAUUAAAACAAUACCAAAAAUUAAAAAAAAAAAGAAUAUGAAUCGUCCGGGAUUUGAACCGGGGACCUCUCGAUCUCUGGUCCAAUGCUCUACCAACCAAGCUAUCAAGCCCCGUCUGCGUGACGUCUCGGAUAUAAUUACACAUCACGGUGACAAAUAGAUCAAGUGAAGUAUAAAAAUAAUGUUAUAAUAGAUAUUUUAUUAUCUUACUCCCGAGGAAGACAAAUCCAAAGACACGAAAAUUAUAAUAAAUAAUACAUUUACUAAAAACACUAAUAGGUAUAUUCUUUUAAUGACUUAUUUGCGCUGAUACAUACAUAACUUGAAAUAUUAGCAACGAACUACAUACUGUCUGUGUGCGCAUGCGCCCAGAAUUAUAAAAUUUCACUGUCGAUCGUAAAGAAGUAUAACUUCAAAAAAUUAAUUACAAGGCGCCAUCUUCAAAGAGCUUAGGAAGCAUUUUCGGACUAGACUAGGUGAAUUGGGUUAAAUUGUCUUAAAUUUAUAUGAAGAAUCUCUGUAUAAAUAGUCCUCUAAUCAUUUUGAACAGAAUAUUUUAAAAAAAGGACAUUAAAAUUUAAAGCCAAAUUAUUAUUUUUAUAAAUAAUGUACAUAGGUAUUUAGACAUAUCUUAAGAUGUAAAUAGAAAAAUAACGUUGGGUUGUAAUAAUUGCUUGAAUGAUUUUUUGCUGUUUUUCACAAAAAAAGUGAUUCUCAUAAAUAAUGUUAACGAUUCUUGAAAAUAGACUGCAAUUCAUAGACAAAAAAUUCAUCUAUAACAAAUGAUACGUUCAUUUAUAGAAAUCCAUGGAUAUUUCCCAUAAUUUAUUCCUUAUUUUUAAUAAUCUUUAUUCUCCUGUUUCACCGUAUUUUUUUGUAUAAUUUCUUCUGUCAUUCGAUCCACUUCAGGUGCUUCACCAUACUUUAACGUUUUUAUUGCUUCUUCUAGUUCUUCCUCGGUUAUUGAGUUUUCUGUGUUAUCUUCCAGUAUAUUAUUUUGUUCUUCAUUAAUGUCAUCUUGGUUUUUAUCCAUUAAGAAUUCUUCAAAGUGAUAUUUCUAUCUUUUUACUAUUUAUUUUGUUUCAUAUUAUUAAUUCUUCACUUUUAUCUUUAAUGCUAUAUAUUUCAUGUUUUGUGUACUCUUAUCGUCUUCAGUACUCUGUAGAAGAGCUUUUGCUAACUUUUGCUAUCUUCCAUUUUAUCUCCGAAUAUCUAUCUAAUAUUUUUACCUUUUAUCUUUUAUUUUCACAGUUAUUGUAAUUCUCGUAAUUUUAUUUAAAGGGUUUGUCAGAGUAUUUUAACAAUUUUGUAAGUGUUUUGUAUUGCGAUGUACUCGUUCAGUCUGCCAAUUUACUAUAGAUGGAUUUUUUUUCUAUGGACUUCCCAGAAACAAGGAUUUAAGAAUCUUACAAGCUUCUCUUAUGUGUAAGAAGUUGGUUCUAUGAGGUUAAAAUGGUUUUAUUUUAGAAUAGACAGUCUGGGUUCACCAAUCAGCUACAAAAAAUUAUAAUUGCAAUCUUUAUAUAUUUAAUAGGUUCCAUGACAUCUCGUAACGUGACAAUUCGUAACCCACAAAUGUUCGACAAUUCGUAACGGCGACUGUUCGUAACUAUACAUAUUCGUAACGGUAUAUUUCGUAACGCCAACAUUUAUUUUUUUUAUCAAAUUUAGUAUUACUGAAUUUAUUCAAAAAUGCAUUUUGUUUACUUUCCUAUACUAAAACUAAUUGUACUUUUUUAAGACCACUUCUUUUUCUUUUUGCACAUAUUUUUGCUCAUAUGACAACUAAAGAAUUUUUUUAAAUUCUUUAUCUUGAAUUGUCACUUUAAAGUAGUAAAACUAAAAACUUUAAAGUACUAAAACAACAUUUUUGUUUAAUUUAGUAUUAUUUUGUAUUUUGACAACGACACCCGUCUUGGGCGUCGAAACGUUAAUAAUAAACGUUAAUACAAUUGUGGCUUAUUUCCCAUUGAAAAUAGUUGAUUAGUAAGACUAAGGGCCGGUUGUUCGAACGCUAAUCAACAAUAAUCACUAUCAAAUAUUUAAUUACUGUCACCAACUGUCAAUGUCAACUUUGAUUGGGUUGCUGAAAACAUUAUUGAUUAUAAUUAUGAGAUUAGUUAAUAAAUUAACAUAACAAUUAUGAACAUAAUUGAUUACUAAUUUCAUAAUUGUAAUCCAUAAUUAUGUUUUCAGCAAACCAAACAAAGUUGACAUUGACAGUUGGUGACAGUAAUUAAAUAUUUGAUAAUGAUCAUUUUUGAUUAGCGUUCGAACAACCGACCCUAAGUCUGAAAAAUGAUUAAACAAAUACAAAUAAUAAUAAUGUUUUUAUUAUAAUAAUUAAUACAAUUUAUGUGAAUAACCUGGAUAACGUAUAAACAAAUGUAUAAUUUUAAAAGUAAGCAUAUCUAUUAUUUAAUGUAAGUAACGUAAUGUAAUAUUUAUUUAAGGAACAAUAACAGGGCGACAACCUUUAAUGAUAUUUCUUGUUGAAAGGACACGUAGACUUUUUUUAUUUAUUUUAAGACACAAGACAUAAUUUUAAGAAUAUAUUUCUAUUUCUCCACGAAAUAUGAAAUGUGAUAAAAGUGUAUCUUGAUGCUGGUUUCCACGGUACAAAAGAAAACAGAAUAAUUCAAUUUUGACGUUACGAAGUGUGGUAGUUACGAAUUGUCGCCGUUACGCAUUGUCCGUUACCAUUUGUGGGGUUUAGGAACUGUCGCGUUACGAGAUGCCUUGUCACGAUUUAACAAUGUAUAAAUUAAUUUAGUGCAAGUUAUUUUGAUAUAAAUAUUAUAGUGAGGUCCAGCAAUUAUUAUAUUUGUGAUAUAUUGAUUAUUUAUAUUUACAUUUUUCUCCGUUGUUGAACAAGGAAUAAAUGUUUUUAAUAAACA